Molecule: messenger RNA, 1200 nt
Organism: Lodderomyces elongisporus
Lineage: Eukaryota; Fungi; Ascomycota; Pichiomycetes; Serinales; Debaryomycetaceae
Product: putative amidotransferase
Exons: 1
Coding region: 1-1200 (399 amino acids)
Cellular component (GO): nucleus; cytosol
Source: RefSeq, a predicted model, not a curated record
AUGGCUGAGGAAAGGCAAAGAACACCAACAGCGCCGCCCUCUGCAAACACGGCAAACGAGGAAGAGCCACAUAUAGCCGUCUUGGUUCUCGAUACUCCAAUCCCAGGUUUAGCUUCAAAACAUGGCGAUUUUGGUGAUUGCACAAUCAAUCUCUUAAAAGGCCCAGCUGACCCACCAUACCAGUUGAAAAAAUAUUACUUGAAGCCUCUCCUUCCACCAUCGUCGACCAACACUGUGACAAGCACUGAGCGUGAUGAUGAAGAUGAAGGUAAAUGUAAAGCUGAAGCUGAGGCUGAAGCUAAGGGUGAUGGUGAUGGUGAUGGUGAUGACGCCAAGACAUUGGAGAAAGAAGAAUUAGCAGCUCUUGAACCCACAUACACUGCACUCCUCUCUGCUAUACACAACCAUCGAAUUAGAGGAUUCAUUCUUACCGGCUCCGCUAGUGAUGCGUUUGGAACAUAUCCUUGGCUCACCAAGUUUCGCUCAUUCUUGAAAAACUCUAUAUUGCGUCUUCCCUGGCCAGUUGUGGGGAUCUGCUUUGGCCACCAAGUGAUUGCACAAGCAUUGGGGUGCAAAGUUGAUAGAAGUAAUCAAGGCUGGGAAUUGGGCAUCACCACCAUUGAAUUGAAUGAUGAGAUCUAUAAGCUCAGCAACACUCCAUUCUUGGAGUUGAGUCGAGAAGAAGAUGUCGAAGUCAAACAAGAGGAUGGUAAUAGUCAUUUGAUUGAAGAAGGCACUAGGCGGGAAAGAAUCUUAUACCAGCACUUGAACUUGGUUGAAUUUCAUCGGGAUAUAGUUUAUGGUGGGCUUCCCUCUGGGUUUAUCAACAUUGGGUCGACUUCAAAAUGCUCGAUCCAAGGAAUGAUUAGCACAAACAACGGUGGUGACGUUUAUGCUGGUAAUGCAGAUAGCAAUGCUCAAAAGUCCCUCAUGAUUGGUGGUACCACCGGCGCACCUAUUGCUACAACUAUAGGAGCCGUGCAAAGAAAUUGUCCAAUUUUGACAUUCCAAGGUCAUCCAGAGUUUACCUCGGACUUUUCAUUGGACUUGCUACAAUACAAAUAUGAAAAAUUAGGCGUAUUGACCGAGAAAGAAUAUGAAAAAGCAAAGUAUCACACUUCGACAUUAAACAAUCAGGGAGACUUAAUUGGAAAGGUUAUUUGCAAGUUUCUUUUCCAAGAAAAUCAGGAAAAUCAAUAA